Messenger RNA from Psammomys obesus (fat sand rat), 3464 nucleotides. RefSeq names its product fucose-1-phosphate guanylyltransferase (gene Fpgt). The transcript has 4 exons. The record is from RefSeq and is a predicted model, not a curated record. Lineage: Eukaryota; Metazoa; Chordata; Mammalia; Rodentia; Muridae. Gene Ontology annotation, molecular function: transferase activity, transferring phosphorus-containing groups. Bases 16 to 1788 code for a protein of 590 amino acids.
UCCCGGAAGUCGGCCAUGGCGGCUCUCCGCGAAGCCGCCCUGCGGAAACUGCGGAGAUUUUCCGAACUGAGAGGGAAACCUGUGGCAGCUGGAGAAUUCUGGGACAUAGUUGCCAUAACAGCAGCAGAUGAAGAGCAGGCUCUGGCUUACAAGCAGCAGUUGUCAGAGAAGCUGAAGAGAAAGGAAUUACCCCUUGGCGUUCAAUAUCACGUUUUCGCUGAUCCUGCUGGAACCAAAAUUGGAAAUGGAGGAUCAACACUUUGUUCCCUUCAGUGUCUAGAAAGACUCUAUGGAGAUAAAUGGAAUUCCUUCCUGGUCCUGUUAAUUCACUCUGGUGGCUACAGUCAACGCCUUCCCAAUGCAAGUACUUUAGGAAAAAUCUUCACAGCAUUCCCACUUGGUGAGCCCAUUUAUCAGAUGUUGGAGUUAAAGCUAGCCAUGUACAUGGAUUUCCCCUCACACAUGAGGCCUGGAGUUUUGGUCACCUGUGCAGAUGAUAUUGAAGUAUACAGUGUUGGGGACUCUGAGUACAUUGCAUUUGACCAGCCUGGCUUUACUGCCUUAGCCCAUCCUUCUAGCCUGGCUGUAGGCACCACACAUGGAGUAUUUGUCUUGGACUCUGCCGGUUACUCACAGCAUGGUGACCUCGAGUACAGGCAGUGUCAUCGUUUCCUCCAUAAGCCCAGCGUUGAAAACAUGCAUCGCUUUAACGCUGUGCAUAGGCAAGGAAGCUUUGGUCAGCAGGAUUUGGCUAGGGGUGACACUGCCUGUCUGCCAUUGCACACUGAGUAUGUCUACACAGAUAGCCUAUUUUACAUGGAUCAUAAGUCAGCCAAAAAGCUUCUUGAAUUUUUUGAAAGUGUAGGCCCACUGAACUGUGAAAUAGAUGCCUAUGGCGACUUUCUGCAGGCACUGGGGCCAGGGGCAACUGCAGAGUACACUGAGAACAUGUCACAUGUCACUGAAGAAGAGUCUCAGUUGGUAGACAUGAGGCGGAAAAUAUUCCACCUCCUUAAAGGAACACCACUGAAUGUCAUUGUUCUUAAUAACUCCAGGUUUUAUCACAUUGGAACAACAGAAGAGUACCUGCUUCAUUUCACUUCUGAUAGUAUGUUAAAGUCAGAGCUGGGCUUACAGUCCAUAGCCUUCAGUGUCUUUCCAAAUGUCCCAGGAUGCCUCAGUGAAAGGUCCUGUGUCAUCCAUAGCAUACUGGAUUCAGGGUGCUGUGUGGCCCCUGGUACAGUUGUAGAGUACUGCAGACUGGGGCCUGAGGCAUCCAUUGGGGAAAACUGCAUUAUUAGCAGUUGUGUCAUAGCAAAAGCUGUUCUGCCAGCAUAUUCUUUUGUUUGCUCUUUAAGUGUAAAGAUAAAUGGGCACUUAGAAUAUUCAACCAUGGUGUUUGGCACACAAGACAAUUUGAAAAACAGUGUUAAAACCCUGACAGAUAUAAAGGCACUUCGGUUCUUUGGAGUCUGUUUUCUGUCUUGUUUGGACAUUUGGAACCUUAAGGCCACUGAGGAACUGUUCUCAGGAAAUAAGGCCCACCUGAGCCUGUGGACUGCUCGCAUCUUCCCUGUCUGCCCGUCUCUGAGCGAGUCAGUCACAGCAUCCCUUGGGAUGUUGAGUGCUUUAAGGAGCCGUUCACCAUUCAGCCUGAGCAACUUUAAGCUGCUUUCCAUCCAGGAAAUGCUUGUCUACAAAGAUGUACAAGACAUGCUAGCUUAUAGAGAGAAAAUUUUUCUAGAAAUUAGUUCAAAUAAAAAACAGUCAGUAUUGGAGAAAUCUUAAAACAAUGCAUUUUGCCUGUGAACAAGAUAGCAAAUGCAGGCAUUUUUUUUUUUGACACCUGAUUUUUUUUUUUUUUUGCUUGUUUCAGUAAUUCAAUAUAAUAAAUACUGCAUUUAUAGAACUGGUAUAGCAUGGUAAUGAGAAAGGUACAGGUGAACACUUCUGCAGGAAGAACAGUUCAGGAUUGAAUUCAGAAAAGUGAUGCAGUGUUAGAAGUUUGUACUAUCUGAAUUUUGUUUCUUGGUAACGAUAAUUUGUGGGGUACUGUUUCAUUCACAAAGUAAAUAUUGCUUGUGUGGGGUAUGAUUUUCUAAACACACCUUUAGUUUUUCUACCUUGUUUUGGAAUUUGGUCCAACAAAGUUGUAGGUGUUACUGAUGACAGGAUUACUUUACUUGUCACAGUGAGACAAUACUUAGCACAACAUCAUUACACAUUUUUGAAAGAAACAUGUUAUUUUUUUUUAGAUUUUGUUCUGUUUUGAUUGUAUGUAUGUGAGUGUGUUACCGUCAUGUCUGUAUGUGCACCACAUGCUUGCAGUGCCCGUGAGAGGCUAGGACAGCUAUUUCCAACCUAUGUCUCACAACCCCCUUAGGGGUUGAAACAGUCCUUUUACAGAGGACACCAUCAGAAAACAUAAAUAUUUACAUAAUGAUUUGUAACAAUAGCCAAAUUGCAUCUAUGAAGUAGCAACAAAAAUUAUGGCUAGGGGUCAUCCCAUCAUGAAGAACUUCAUUAGAGGGUAGGAGCAUUAGAAAGGUUGAGAACCUCUGGGCCAGAAGAAGGCAUUGGGCCUCUUGGAACUAGAGUUAUAGGUGGCUAUGACCUCUAUGUUGGUUCUUUGAGUCAAACCGUGGUCCUCUGAAAGUGCUAUAAAAUGAUGUUUGUGCCUCACAGAUCUUGCCAGAAUGAGAUAAGAAGCAUGUGUGUAUUAUUUUAUUCUUAUACACUUUAACAUAUUGCCAUAUUUUAUAAACUAUGCCGCUCUAUUAAACUGAAAAUACAUACACAGAAAUCAGUUGUCUGCUCAGUAGUAGGAACAGUUUAGAACCAGAGCUCUCUUCACCACGGACAUUAGUCCUCUCUCAAGUAAUCCUGCAACAGGACUCUUGCAUUGCCAAUGGGCAUUUUGCUUUACAUCAUUUUGUGUCCACAGUGGGAGUGCUGACAACAAACAGUUGGCCCAAAGAAAGGAAGUUAGAAUAGGAAAUCUGAGAAAAUACUCAGAUCAUACAUAACUUCAAGGAAAUAAAACGUGACUGGAUUUCCAGGUUAUGUGCACCUAGUUUGAAAUAAGCACAUUUGUGAAAUGUCUUUAGAUUGAAGUUUAAUAGAGGCAAGACUUGUCUUUAAAUUACCUUAAGUAAACUGGAAUAACUGCUGUGACAAUUUUAUUUAUGUAUAUAUUUUCAUAAAAAUCUGUCAAAACCCCUCUACUAUCUUAACUUAUAUAUAAAUAUGUAUUUGUCUUUUUGAGGUUUCCAGGGAUAAAGUGUGAUACUGUUUGACAAUUUUAGAUUUACUUACAGAAAUUUCAAUGGAUGUUGAAUGUUAUUAAGUGUUUAAGACUAAUUUUACUUCAAAUCCUGUCAAGGAUCAGAAUUACAAUUUCAUGUUCUAAGAAAAAAAAGCAUCAUUAUUAAUAAAGAGUAGCAUCACUUCCUUGGUUACUUGAA